Messenger RNA from Limulus polyphemus (Atlantic horseshoe crab), 7367 nucleotides. RefSeq lists its product as uncharacterized. The record is from RefSeq and is a predicted model, not a curated record. NCBI's taxonomy places the organism in Eukaryota, Metazoa, Arthropoda, Merostomata, Xiphosura, Limulidae. Bases 158 to 4822 code for a protein of 1554 amino acids. The transcript has 16 exons.
GUUCAGCAGGCUCAGCGGCGGCUGUUGCAAAUUGUGAACAUGAGCAACAAUUUGUUGUGUCUAUCAACUUGUCUAUUUCUUCUGCUUUACUGUUAGUAAAAUGUGACCAUGAUGAAGUAACGGUAUUUUUGGUGUUAUAGGAGAAGAAGCGAGUGACAUGGAAGGCGACACUAAGCAGCGAAGUAAACGGUGCCGUCGUCGCGAGCAACUCGCGAGGCCACAGAGGCAGAACCCAGCAGUCGACCUGGACCGGGACUGCCCGGGGAGUCGGGAUGACUCUGGCAACCAGGGCCAGGAAAGCCCGAAGAGUAGGGACCAUUCACCUACGCCAGAGAAAACCGUUCGUAAGAAACAAAAUAAAGAACCAAUUUUUGAGGAGGACGUUAUAGACGGAUUUGCAAUUUUAAGUUUCAAGACUCUGGAGGAUUUAGAGAACACGGCGGUGAAUCUUGAAAAUGAAAAGAAGAAAGAACUGACAGAAAUUUCCAAACCCAGAAUAGACUGUGUUAAUGACAACAGCAAUGCAAAUAGUAACGAAUCAAGCAAUUAUUUAAACACGGACGCUAAGGUUCAUUGUUCAACUGACAAUGAAAACCAGCGAGUCAACCAAGAGAAAAACUUCGACCUCAUUACCCAACCCAAACAUGCUUCACUCGACAUAAAGGCCACCAGCGAUCUCAGUCCGAGGACCGGAUGUAUGGAUUCGGACGCAGCUUUGGUUUGUCUUACAUCGACGAGUGACAGAAGUGACUACAGAAUUAAUGGAAGCCUCAUAUCAUGCAACAAGCAAACAUUUAAUAAUCUACUGAAGCCUCUGCCUACUGUGAAUUCUAAUAUUUUACAGAAUGGAAAUCAGUUUGUAGAGAAAAAAAGUAGGAAGUCUUCAAUUGAUGAGGGCAACAAAAGUAGCCCAGACACUCAAAACAGCAAUAAUAAAGAAUGUUGUGAUAAAUCUGUGUAUGAUCAUCCAGCCUUUCUUCAAUGUGAAAGCAGUAUUGAACAAGAUAUUGCCGAUAUCAUAGAUCAAAUAACAAAGUCUCAGGCUGAACAAAAGUUUGAGAACAAAACUCAUUAUCCAGAAAUUUUAGAUCCAACUGUGUCAAUUCAGAAAGUGCAGAAUUGUGCACUAACAUCAUUACCAUCUAAAAUUAUACAAAACUGUGAUCAAAAACCUACUUCCUCUGAUGUGUCACACGCAUCGAUAAAGUAUAACUCUGUUAAAAAAUGUGAACAAAAACUUGGGACUUUCAAUAUAUUGCCACAAACAUUUUCUUCUCAUUCUGUGAAUUUUUUUAAAAAGGAAGAUAAUUUCCUUGACUCAUUAUAUCCAAAAGUAUCAUCUCAUUCUGAAAAACAUUGUGAACCAAAACAAAGUUCUCUUGAUACUUUUGAAUCAAGGAUACUUGUUCACCCUAUUGAGAAAAUAAAACAAAAACGCAUUGGUGUUGUAGACCCAACUGUACGAUCUCAAAGUAUAAGAAACGAUCAUCAAAAACCUAAUACUUUAAGUAUUGUUGACUCCUUAAAACAGCAUUAUUCUUUACAAAAAGGUGAGGAAAAACAUGCUUCUCUGAAACUUCUUAAUUCCAAAGAACCAUUUAAUUCCAUAAAAAAGUGUGAGAAAGAUCCAAUAAUUUUAUUUCCCACAGAACCUAAAUCCAGAAGUAAGUCAGAAUAUCUAGACAAACAUUUACUUGUGUGCACUACUGCAUCUGCAACUAUUACCUCGAUAAAAACUACCAACUCAGGUUCUUCAGUGCUCCAAAACCGUCACCCACAUCUGCCUCCUGUAGGUUGUGUGGCACCUAAUCCUCGAAGUUCAGCAUCUAUUCAACAACCUCUCAGGAACAGUAAUGGAUACCAUCUUACUUCUUUCAGUACUUCUAGUGUAAUUAAUGUAGACAACAACAGAUACAUUUCUAAUCACACCUUUGAAACAUCUUCUGGGUGUAAAGAACACUCACCUAUUAAUACUGUUACAAAACAACAACUCAGUAGAACUCACCCCUUGAAACACUCCUCAGUUGCUUCUCCUUUGGCCUCAUCACAACCACAUAAAAGGCCUUCUUCUACUUUGUCCACUUCCUGUCUUCCUACUACGUCAUUUGCAUCAACAUCAUCUGUAACUAAAACAAAUUUGGCAUCAUCACCACCUUCUUCUGUUGUUUCAAAUUGCUCUAGUUUACGUGUAGUCAGUGACGAGAGUCAUCCAUUGCCAGUGAAGGACUCAAGUCCUCCUAGAAGGACUACCCAAGAUCAUAGGUCAUUCUCCUCUGUUACCAGACAAGACUGCUUCAAUGGCCAACUUAUUAACACCUUGUCAAGUGUAAACCAGCUAAGCAAGUCUCUUCAUACCCAAGAGUUUAGAAAAGAAAAUCAGAGUAGUAUAAUUACCAGCACCAGUGACACUCUUAGCUCUAGGCAUUCUGUUCCAUGUUGUACUUAUACCACUGCAAGUUUGGGCAGUACUGGCCUGACUAACUUGUCUUUUUCCAAACCUCAUUUGUGGACAGGAGCCAGUUCGGUUCUUGGAAGUGUCAACGAGGCUCAUCUUGCAUCUGGGCUGCCAAGACCAACUCCUUCAGGACCUAGCUCUACUUCCUUGUCAGUCUGGAACUCCCAUCAUUCCUCUCUUUACAAUACACUUCCAGGAAUGUUUGCACCUGCUAUCCAUCCAGCAGUCUCCUUAUCAUCCACAAGUCUUUCGAUGGUAGCAACACCAGGACCAUCUCUUUUUAAUGCUGAAUCUCUCUUCUCUUCUCCAAGUCAAGACUUCUUACGCCGAGAGCUUGAUACCCGAUUUCUUGCUUCUCACGACAGAUCUAUCAACAUACCCCCUCCACCAUACAUGAGAUCAGAGUUUCACCAUCAUCAACAUCUACACAACCACAUGCAUCAACACAGUCCUUUUCUCCCACCUCCACUUAUACCUCAACCUGCUGCCCCACUCCUCAACAAGUAUGAUAAGUUUCCAAAGAUAGAUUCUUCAUUCUAUGAAAGAAGUUCACUUGGACUUUCUAGUCCUUAUCCAGGAUUUUCUCCACUGCUGAGAAGUGGUGCCACUCCAUUUGCUCCACCUUCUAAUGUAACUACCUUCCAACCUAAGAAAUCAGGCAGGUGGUGUGCCAUGCAUGUACGAAUUGCCUGGGAAAUCUACAACCACCAGCAACAUGGCUCUAGUGGUAAACUUCCUUCUGAUCUUUUACGACCUCCUACUCAUUUACUUCCUUCCUUGGCUCGACCACAUGAAUUCUCUCCAUUUGCUUCUUCACUACUGCCAACUUCUGUUUCCAGUCACAGUAGGUCACUGUAUGAAGGAUCACAUGCUAACAGUUUCCUUAGUCCAGUGCCACAUAUAGGUGUUUCACCUUUUGGUCGUCCUGGUUAUUCAGCAUUUGGGAGUGGACCUUCUAGCUCCUAUCCUGAACUUGGACCUCUAGGGCUUGGUGGUAGAGAGUUAGCUACUUCAAGUGUUUCUGGCUUAGCAGGACAGGAUCCAUGGAUCCAAAUUCAUAGAAACUCCCACACCUUUGGACCCAUAUCUGCAGGGACUAACCACAUUCCCUGGGGAGGUUUGAAGGCAGAAGCAGAAAGAGAACGAGAAAGAAUGCAACAGGAAGAAAGAGGACUGCAUCGAGAGCAAGAAAAAGAAAAACACAAGAAAGCAGAAGUGGAAAAAGAGCGAAAGGAAAAAGAAGCUAUGCAGAAGAGUAAAGAAUUGGAAAGAGAAAGAAAGGAUGAAGAUUGGCAGAGAGAAAGGGAUAGAGAAAAACGUGUCGUACACCAACUAAACAACAUGGGCAGUAGACAUGGAGAAUAUCGGGACAGAAGUAGGGAAAGAGAAAAUGACCAGUCAAGAGGGCUCAAAGAAGUAUCUCGAUCUCCAAUACGAAACAACAAUCAUAGAACAGAAAAUCAUUCUGUUCACUUGAAAAAUGAUAUGAAAGUUAAAGAAGAAAAACGUGAGGAUGGUAUAUUAAGUGCUAAUAGUGCUGGCUUGAUGAACUCCAUCAAUGUGGAGCAUGAACAAACUAAAUCAGUGGAAACUCCUCGAUCAGAAAAUUCAUCACAUGAUUAUUUGCUUGGUAGUGUGCCUCAUCAUCCCCAUUUGAAUGUUAUUAAUAGAACACGUACAACAGGACCUAGUAGUGAGUCAGUGUCAGGUUCCAGUUCAGAUCAUUUGCCAGCUUCUUUGGCAACAGCCAACACAACAGUAACUGUAACCAGCACUGCCUCAGUCACUACCCGAGAUCCAUACCAACCACUGGAAUAUUCCUCAGUUUCAGGUUGUGAGCGAGAACAACUCUUCCAUCAGUAUCCUUUAAAAUCUGUGAUGCCAUUUCCGCCCUAUGAUCGUUUUCGAGAAUCAGAACAUGCUCGUCAGCUCUCAACCUUGCGAAACCCAGAGAUUGCUUAUCACAUGGAAAGAGACCACCACAAUAAACUUCAUCCUGGUUUACUAAGACCUAAUGAAUCUCAGUUGCUCUAUGCUUCUCAUGGAUUUCCCCCUUUUGGCCCCCCUGGCAGCCUGUAUCCUUUACCAAGCAGCCCUUUUUUAGCUAAUAGUGUGGUAACCACCAGAAGUAAAACCAGUUCUCCACGGAACCCCACUAACCCCAUUCCCCCUCCUCCACUGAUUCCCUGCUCAAACACAGGGGUUGCCAUAGGAAAUAGUGGCAGUAGGGAUACAUCACCCAUUGUCCACUCAAAAGUGGCACCAAACUCUGCAGCUAUAAUGGAAAAUUCCCAUAAACUUUUCUAUGGAAAAGAUAAACGAGAACUUCAGAGUCAUCCUACAGAAUUAAACUCCCAAUCAAGAUAGCAGUGUAGAAAUAUUAAACAUUGUCAUACAGUGACUCAUGUACAAGUGUAUUUGAAUGAAUCUGUGCAUGUUAGCCAGAAUAAAAAUGAUAGUUUAUAAUUGUUAAAAAAUAGAUAUGUAUCUUUUGUGUUGGCUGCACAUGCUUCUGUUAUUUUCUGUGCACAUAUCAAAGUUGUCUCUCUUAGUUCCAAAUGUGCUGACCAUUUAACCCUCUAUAAUUAUUCAUUUUUCUUCUAUAGUGUCAUGUUUAUGUGCAAGAAAAAUUAUGUACAGCUUGUGACUAGCCCAUCCAUGAAACUUUGUACAUAGUUGUACCAUUAUUAACCAUCAGAUGGUUCCUUCACAUUUUGGUAUUUAUUGUUGGUAGAUAAUAACCAUACAUUAAUGAGAGCAUGGUUGCCCCAACAUCGCAAAGUUUGAUAUUAUCUUGUUGGUCUUGUUCCUUGUUGGUAAAGAUUAGAGCACCUACAUAUGUUGUGAUUGUGACAGUGAUCAUCCCAUUUGUAGUUUAAGCAACAAAAAAGUGUGUAAAACAAAUUAAAAAAUGUUUAAAGUUCAAUUCAUUGUAAAUCUGCUUUGGUAAUUUCCACCCUUACUAUAACCAGAACCAUAAUCACUUUGUGAAGUUAGCAAGGUUACGGGACAUAUCUAACUAAAAUUGUUUGUUUGGAAACAUUUUUUCUCAAAAGAAAUAGUCAAAAAAAGUAGUAUGAAAUAUCAAAAAUCUAUGUGUUAAAGUUAUUUAUAAAGAAACAGAUUUUAUAAAAAAAUAUCCUGAUCAUUGAUUCUUUCCUUUAUCUUGAAUAUCUUAAAUGCUACAGAAAUUAAUAACUGUAUAGUGGAAAAAUGUUUCUAGUUAGUGUAGAGACAUAAUAAAUGCCUUGAAUGAGUGGAAGGUCUUGUUUAUUUCUCCAGCUAUGAAAUAAUAGAAAAGUGUUUUACUGGGAAAAUUGUAAGUGGGAAAUAAAAAAAGUUUUAGCAGCAUAAAGAGUAUUAGUAUAAAGAAAUGUAUUCAAAAACAGAUCUGAUUGAAUAAUUCAUGAUAUAUAUUGCAUAUUGCUCCAAGGUAGCAAGUAAUAUGGAUUGCUGCUAAUUAAAUGAAAUAAUACUAUCUCUAAAAAGUUAAUUAAAACUCCAUCACACACAUUGAACUGCUCAUACUAUUAGACUUCUAAAUAUUUAAAUUCAUAUACAUCAAGAAAAUAGAUAGUGAGCAUUAACACUGUAUGCAUAAUACAUGUUAUCAAAUUAAAUAAAAUCUUAUAAUAGACACUAUUACUUUUAUAGUAAUAUUUUUGUAUACAUACUACCUGCAAAAAAUAUUAUGUACAAAUUCAAAGAUACAUACAUUAAUAUAAAUUUAAAGACCAAGUUGACUCAAGAUGUUAUGGUACUAAGUACAGCAUAAAUAAACAUUCAGAAACACAUUUUGAAUGGGUUAACUUUUGAUGUAUUACAAACAUCACCAUACAGAAUUUAUGAUAAGUUUUACUUGAUAAACUAUACAAAACAGUAUGUUAAAGAUAUUGUUUAAAACUUAGUUAUGCAAAAUACUUGAGUAAGUGCUCAUAAUAUUAUUAUUAUUAUUAUCUUUCGUGUUUUGAUUAAAACCAGUUGUGUUGAUAAGACUUGUGUUUCUGAUUUAGGAAAACUGAUUUAUAAAACUUUUAUGAUCUAUGAGAGACAGGGAUUUGGUAGCUAGUCUGAACGGUAAAAUAUUGAUUACUUUUGGGACUUAACAUGCUAGCUAAAACAAAAUGUAUUUCUUACAAAAACAUGUAUUCCACUCAAGUCAAUGAACAGGGUAAUUAAAUAAUUAACAAAUAAAAAAUGGUAAGCAAAAUUUUUAUGCUAGCAUUAACUGUAAAAAAAACAGAAUACUUUAAGAGAUUUUAAAGUUACUUUAUUAUGGAAAAAGAAAAUGCAUGGCUAAAAUGAUAAUAUUUUUGACUAGUAUUUUUACUGAUGAAGGAGCUGGAAUUCAAAAACUGCUUAACUCUUUUACACACAUUUGGAAUUCUUCCUAUGUAGUUUCUUAAUAUACCUUUGCCUCCCCCUUUUUGAAUGAUGCCACCUCAGUUUGCAUCUUGACCUUCAGUAAACCUUUGAUAAGUGCCAUGUAUUCGAUAAGAUGGAUGAUUCAGGAACUAUGGAAAAGUCAGGAAGUAGAUAGAAAACUAACCUAAUUGUUUAGAUCAAGGAACAGUGAUAAAGUUGUACAAUUAGGAGAAUAUCAGUGAUGGAAUUCCUCAAUGGCUGUGGUCUUUUAUUGGAAAUUUGCUGAUAAUUAUUUCUGUCAAAAAAUUAAAUACCUUUUUAGGCAACAUUAUUUCCAAAUUCACUGAAGGUACUAGGUUGAUGAGAACAGGUGGUUCUACUGAAAAUUAUUUUUUGUAAAAGAAAAACUUGACUGUUUUAGUAUUUGGCCAGAAUAUGGUAAUGAUUUUUGGUUUUGAGAAAUAUAAAGAGGAUUCAGGUGUGACUGUUGAGAACACCUUAAAAUUUUCAACUCAAUGUUUAGUGGUAAUAAAAAAGAACAAAUAUA